Aureobasidium musti is the source of this 939-nucleotide messenger RNA. Lineage: Eukaryota; Fungi; Ascomycota; Dothideomycetes; Dothideales; Saccotheciaceae. The record is from the annotation of a GenBank genome assembly.
AUGCCGGCGCCCGCGCGCAGUCGCCCGCUCAAGAAGGACUUCUUCUCGCAAACCUUCAAAGGCCAAAAGCCCGUUCUCUUCAGCGAAAAUGCGCGACCCAGCAGCAUCCCUCCACACAUCCGCCAUCUCGCCUGGUCGUCGACCGGCGCCGCCCUAGCCACAACCUCUGGCUCCAAAAUCCGCAUCUGGAACCCCGAUCGUCCCAAUGUUAAGAGCAGUCAGGAAUUGGUGGGUCAUGUCGGAAGUGUAGAGAAGAUUGUCUGGAACCCUGUGCGCGAGGGCGAGGUUGCCACGACAGGAAGCGAUGGUACCGUCAAGCUCUGGGAUGUGCGCGUAGGCCCCGGUGCCCACAACAAGGCUGUGCCUGUGAAAGAGAUUGCUCUGGGAGACGGUGGGCUAUUUUUGGCUUGGAGUCCGACUGGUCAACACCUCGUAGCUGGACGUAGGGACGAUGUCAUUGUGCCCAUCGAUGUGCGCAUGGGAGCCAUGGCCAAUACCGAGGACCUGAUCAUGCAGGAGGGUCGCAAGCUGGGUAGUGCCCAGACGAAUCAGAUGGCCUUCUCCAACUCUGGCAACGAGUCUUGGACUGGCCAAGCAUGUCCUAACGGUGACUUUGUCGCCGUCGGCGGCGGCGACUCUCUCGUCACCCUAUGGGACACUACCGACUGGGUCUGCAAACACACUCUAUCAAACAUGACUGGCGGAGUUCACUGCCUGUCCUUCAGCUUCGACGGCACAUACAUUUGCGGCGCUCAUGGUAUGGACAAAGACGGCGACAAGGGCAUUCACGUCGCUUGCGCCCAGACUGGCGAGACUGUGCAUACCUUCGAGACCUCUCACAUCGUCAACGUUCUCGCAUGGCACCCACUCAGAUACUGGCUGGCAUAUGCUGGUGAUCUGGGUGGUGUCAGAGUCAUCGGUCUGGGAGGCAAUCUUUGA